AUGUUUAAGCUACACGCAUUAACUGAUCGGUGUAUAGUCAGUCAACACAUGCUAGAAGAGCAGCUUUACGUGCUAUUGUGUUGUCUCUCGGUGAGGAGGGAUGUUUCAGCUAUUCAGAAACUAAUAACUGGUUGGAAUUGCCUGAGCUUAGGUGAGAUCUUGAGUGUGAUUUGCGUGCUAUGGCCGGAGCUGGCGAAGCCUACAGAAUUUCGCAAAAUACUAGAGUUUGCAUCUCAGGAUAAACAUGAUGAUACAGGCUCGCCUGAGUCAUUGAUUAAAGCAGAUGAAGAGCUCAUCUCAAUAGUCGAAAUGGACCCAGACAUGCUGCGAAAAAGAAGGGACUUGCUGCGGGCUUUGGUCAAUUCGAGAUUAGAGAAGCUGGAUUUAACAAUUAGUGAUUCUGACUGGCGUUUUACAUUUCUGAGGGCAAGGGUGCAUGUUUGCAAUCUUGUGGUAACUGACGCUCUGUUCUACAAACCAUUAUGGACGCAGCUUACGGGAAAUGAAUACGAGCCCUUCCAUCGAUGGGUUUCCGGUGUUUUGAAACCCUUAGCACAUUACAACACUCGCUGUAGUACAUCAGUAUCCGUUGCAGAGUUUGAGGGUCUUUCUCAUGCCAAGGUUUUAGGGCUUUUCUGGGAUUCCCUUGAAGGCUGUUCUAAUCAAAGUGGUACAGGCGGUCUCCCAGCUUCGAGGGCAGUUUUGACGUAUGAAAUAUUACCGUUCGUUAAUUACACUAGCUGCUAUGAGGACUUUUUGAAAGUUGUUUUCAAUCAGGACGUCUUCUCUUUUGACACUCUCCUCAACUACAAUAUCUUCAAAACCAUUGCAUUAGAGACCCCAGUAAGUCUUCCCAAUCAUUUCAGUGAAAAAUUUAGAGGGCGCGCACUCUUGAUAUUAUAUGAGAAUGCGUUUAAGCUGGAGGAGCUUGGCUUAAAAUCGUCUAGCGAACAUUUGGUCAUACUGUCUUCUAUGGAAGGCGAUAUCUCUCUCUUCAACCAGAUUGAUUUGCGCACCUUACGUUUUUAUUCCGAAAACAUGGACACACUGCAUAUUUCAAACCUAAAAGAUAUACACAAGCUUGCCAGCGAUACCGAGCUUGCGCAAAAAUCGUAUUUCUCUCUGAUGUGCAAAAGCUUGCUUCAAUCAGAUUCUUCCGGGGCUGUUUUAGAAAGAAUUGCCUCCUUUAUGCAUGACGACCUUAUUUUUAGCAAGCUAAGCCCAGGCGAGAAAGAGUUUAUCGUCGUGGAGUCGCUUCUUGGAUCCGGAAACUUCGAUGUGCUACAAGAAUUCAUGACAGAUUCAAAAAUAGCCAUCGACGAUAGUGUACUCCUAAGGUUCUUCUGGAGUUUUUUCAAUAACGCACCUAGCGGGAGCCAUAACACGCGGGAUAUAUUAAAUGCCAGAAAGGUAUUGACACUUCUUCCAAAAAAUCAAUACACCCAUCUCUCUGAUUUACUUGAUGUCGUCAAUUAUCUUUCUAAAUUUUCCCCCUACUUCUCGAAAGGGGUGCCAUUCAAACCCUCUAUACUUCUAGAAUUCAAGAACGAGCCGUUUGAUGUCAUAUCAAAACUUCUAGAACUCAACCCUCAACUAUGCCGCAAUUUAGAUGAAGUUUUUACGAUUCUAAAAAAGCUGUACUCGGGGCUUGAAAUCCAUGACGUAUCGCCAGAUUUUUAUGAUGAGUUCACGCGACUUCUUGUCCUUCAUAUUGACUUCGCCUUAGCAAACUUUGAUUUCGAGUUUGCAUACCAGAAAACUAAGCUACUUCUUACGCGGCGCAACUCCCAAAUUUUCUGGUCAACAGUUCUGCAAGUUGGUAAGUUUUUUGACCCCUCCUGGCCUGAUAGCGAAACACCAACAGAGAUCAUUUACUUACAGCUUGAGAUUUUGGGAAACCUUCUGCAUAUUUGUCCUGAGGACGAAAUAGAGGCGGUUGUGACACAAUGGAGUGGAUUGGAGUUGGAGCUCUCAACAAGGGACCUUGUUUCAGACCAAUAUUCCUUGGCCAACGAAAGAUCUGAGAAUGCGUUCAAAAGACAGAUGCUAGAAGAGGUUUCUAGCAGCGUAUCAAACUUUUUCUCAAGUGGGCUUAAAUGGGCCACUGGCGACGAUCAUUAA
This is a messenger RNA of Lachancea thermotolerans CBS 6340, 2121 nucleotides long. RefSeq names its product Sec39p (gene SEC39). NCBI's taxonomy places the organism in Eukaryota, Fungi, Ascomycota, Saccharomycetes, Saccharomycetales, Saccharomycetaceae. Bases 1 to 2121 code for a protein of 706 amino acids. The record is from RefSeq and is a predicted model, not a curated record. The transcript has a single exon. Gene Ontology annotation, biological process: retrograde vesicle-mediated transport, Golgi to endoplasmic reticulum.